AAUGCAGCAGCAGGUCUGUGCUUCCACCUGUCAAGGUAGCAUAAAAGCUCAGUCAUAGACGGCCUGGACCGCUUCGGUUAUGCAAAUAGAUACAGGCUAAAAGAAGUUUUGUAAUUGAACAAGCGUCGCAGCUUGGGUCUCAUAAACACACUACAGAGUUCUUUAAAAGUCCAUAGUUUGACCACUCUGAGGUCGAAGCGUGAUCAAGCCGGAGAUAUUUGGACACUCUGACAUCGACUGCCUCAUUUGUACUCUCGACAACCUCUCUAAAAAUAUUACAGGACACUUUCGGCUUUUUACUUCAGUUUUGCUUCUUCUUCGGUGUCCCUCGAUCAUGUCGGCCGUAGACGAUUUACGUCACUUACCUUCGCACACAGAAAACGAUAGUAACAACCUUGGACGGAGGUCCGCAAAGACGCACAUUAAAUCAUCAUCAUGGCCUCAUAACCGUAUUCCUCAAGAUACCUAUGGUCUGAGAAAUGCCGUGCCUCAGAGGCAAGCUCGCCAUGAGCGAACGUUUUCCGACAGUUACAGACCACUGUCACCCGCUCCCAUCAUUCCUCGGCCUCACUCUUCACCGCGAGCAUCAGCCCAUCUAUUGUCAGCGGCUAUACCAAACGGCGGCGCCAUGCGAUCCAGGCACGAGAAAUCACUUUUGCAUGACCUUUUGCCACCUACACCGGAUGUGGCCAAGGAGCGAGAGAAAUGGAUAUACCAGCGUCAACGAGCGCAUCGUCAAGUUAGUUUCAAUGAUACGGUUGUCAUCAUAUCCGAUGGAACGGGCGCGGAGACGCAAAAAAUCUUGUUACAACAACAAGACAUGGUCACUCAGACCACCACCCGACGGCCACAAUCUCCGCCUCCAAAACAUAUCCCUUUUAGAGCGCCUACCAUAGCCCCAAGCUCAGUAGCAGCUUACGAUGAUUCUCAGUUAGCCAUGGAUUUGGCUGAAGACUUGCCAGCCGAGACGGGGUUUUUCUCAAAGGUUUUCACAAAAGUAGGCAAACGCUUCAUGUGAUAUCCCGCUUUUGCAACACACGAAAGCAUUGUAUAAAUUACUGCAGCCGAACCCUGCGUUAGCGUGUAAUCCGCUUAAUCUGUAUAUACUGCCUGAUCUCUCUUGUAAUUAUCAUAUUACUCGCUUGUUUUUUUUUUUAUAUAAUAUACCUUUUAUAAAUACAAGAGAACACUAAGGAAAUUUUAGUUUUUA
Umbelopsis ramanniana AG is the source of this 1210-nucleotide messenger RNA. RefSeq lists its product as uncharacterized. The transcript is spliced from 2 exons. Bases 335 to 1018 code for a protein of 227 amino acids. The record is from RefSeq and is a predicted model, not a curated record. Lineage: Eukaryota; Fungi; Mucoromycota; Umbelopsidomycetes; Umbelopsidales; Umbelopsidaceae.